Molecule: messenger RNA, 3407 nt
Organism: Pocillopora meandrina
Lineage: Eukaryota; Metazoa; Cnidaria; Anthozoa; Scleractinia; Pocilloporidae
Source: the annotation of a GenBank genome assembly
UCAACGUUCGUAAGGUUGAGAGUUGUCUUUUGAUCGAGGAUGAGUUGUCUUUGGAUCGAGGAUUAGCUGACUUCGUUUGGGUGAGUAGAGCAUUUUGUAAGGUGAUUUUCUACGACGUACGUUACUCAAGCAGGCAUAGCUUUAACUGGAUGUGUUUUUGCGAAGUAUUUGUUAGCUGUUGUCAAUCCCUUCAAAGAGUUUAUGCCCGAAAUAUUACGGCGAAAUCGACGUGUAGAUUAGCAUAUGAAUGCGGCGCCCUGUCUUCGUUGAAUGGAGUGACGUCGAGUUUUUUUGGCAAGUAUCCAUCUUUACCGGGUGCACUGUUGGUAAAGUGUCUCCGAUCGAGCCAUCUAUAUCAUUUGACGAUCUUAAAUGGCGGAGAAGUCACGACUUUAUUGGCUCUGUAGGCAGCGAACAAUGCGAAAGCACUUUUGGAGACGCUUGUGACUUCGAUGAUCCAGGAUCAGUUACCAAACAAUCCCCUUAAAAUGGAGAUAAUUGAGCCCUUUCGAGGGAUUAUUCAUCACUUUCGAGAGAUUGUCAAGCCCUUUCGAGGGAUUAUCAAGCCCUUUCGAGGGAUUAUUCAGCCCUUUGGAGGGAUUACUGAACCUUUAACUUUUCGAGGGAUUAUCCAGCCUAAUAUUCGACGGAUUUUCCGGCCUAAUGGAUCCAGUGGAAGGAACGAUUUGCAUGACAGCGCCCAUUGGGAAGAAUCAGAAUGCCUUUUUGUCAGUUAAGAGCGCAAACAAAGAAUUUUAGUCCAGAAGAUCGUGGGAAACACAUUCACGAAAGCUAUGCCUGGUUACCAUGAGCCACGGGCGGCCCAAGCUCCAGCUGUGAGAUGAUCAUCUUGCGCAAUAACAGUCAUAGCGGAAUUAUAAGCUUUUGUAUGGGAAUAUUUACGACCGCUUUAAGCCCAGGGCUUUUCUUAUGUACGUUGAAAACCUCGAAAUAAACAACUCGCUAAAAUGGGCUCUUUUCAUCAAAGUAAGCGGUCAGAUAACAAGCGAUACACUGUGGAAGUAAGGUGCGGUAUUUUUAUUGAGGAUUUGACGUAUUUUUUUAUUCCUUAAAACGGUCGUAAAUAUUCCCAUACAAACUCUUAUAACUCCGCCAUGACUGUUAUUGCGCAAGAUAAUCAUCUCACAGCUGGAGCUUGGGCCACCUGUGCUCCUGCUGCAGUAUCUUGCACAGAAAACUCGUCGAGUUGACAAUCAUAUGUAAACAUUUUACUAUGGCAACUAAACUUCUAAAGAUAAAGGCAAGGGUUCUGAAUUAUUUUCAAAUGCAAAAAGGAGGAACUCAACUUACAGCAAAAACGAUUAUAAAACUAAUUAAGGCAAUAGUUCAAGUAAAGCUGUGUCAAUACACUUUUAUCACCUGAUUUUAAUAUCAAUUUGACAAGCUCUGUUGGUGUAUUUUCGAUAUUUGCUUUCGCCUUCCUAUUAUUUUUGUUCUUUAGCACUCACCCGCAAAUACAAAUACUCAAUGCAACUCAAAAUGUUUUAAACGUGGACACACCAUAAUCGCAGGGUCAGUUAAAAGAGGAGGCGAUAUACUAAAUAAUAUCUACAGACUAAAGAGCAAAAACAGAUUGUAAUAUGGAUUUCAAGAGUUAGUUACUAACUCUGAGGGCACCUGAUAUAGCUUAAAUCUUUCAUCUCCCUGGUGCUACAUCACUGAAAAUAAUGUUCAGCAACUCUAGUAUUUACUCUCAGCAUCAAAGCAGCUCAUUUACGCCGUGCACCUCACACAUUUUCAACAAAGACAGGAAUGACUCCUUCCCUCGCAUUGUUUUCCUCUCGACAGCAAUUGCCAUCGUUCUACUCUCACCUGUGGCAGUGGCGGGAAAUGCGAUGAUUUUGGCGGCGGUAUGGAGGAAGAAUUUUGCGAGGACACCAUUUCAUAUACUUCUAUAAGUGGUUUGGCUUUUACUGAUUUGUGAAUGGGAGUAUUCGCCCAACCUUUCUAUUCUGCGACGUUUUUGAUGUGUUCAGGGAAUUAAACUGUGGUGUAUGACUCGCCAACACUUAUCAGAGCCUUACGCACAAUCGGUUAGGGUAGCGGGAUUUAUUUCGUUUCUGCCACGGUUUUAAUCCUAACGGCAAUGUCCAUUGAACGAUGGUUGAUUGUUUCUCGCCGAUCAUUCUUUAAUCGGAGACGUGCAUGUUUUGCAGUUUUCGCGUUGAUAUUAACUCCACCGGCUGUCUUACGUGUUCUAGAGAAUGUAAAUACAGUUUAUGGACGCGCGCUACGAUUCAAACUUGUUACAGUUAUGGUGUCAUGUUAUCUUAUCAUAAUGAUGGCCAACGUUAAGGUUUACCAAAGUAUUUGUCGACACCAGCGGCAAAUCCAAUGCAACACAACACUACAUAAUUUUGAUGGAUCAGCGAUAAACGUAGCGAAAUACAAGAAGUCUGUAAUGACUAUGAUAUACAUUUUGCUGACCUUUUCUGUAUGUUUCUUUCCAUGUGUUAUAUAUAUCGACUACGAUAUAUUUUGGGUUCGGCAACAGGACCUUAGAAUCUUAUUCUGCCUUUAGACAAUAGUGACAAUAGUGUUCUUAUUUUUAUCCUCUUCAAUCAACCCAGCUCUUUAUUUAUGGAGAAUGAAUGAUAUUCGAAAUGGAUUGAGACAACAUUUUUGCAGCGGUUAACCUGUUAACCAGAAUCGAAACUCGGGGCCAGGGUUGGUUUGCAUAAAAUGAAAUUUCGAAUUAGAAGCUGCGUUGAAAAUAGUUCGUUUGUUUGAAGAUCAACGACACUUGAAUCAAAAUUAAAGAGAAAAGAAAUAACAGGCGAGGUUUUACUAAAAUAAUAAAAUAUGCCGGCUUUAACCAGUUGUUUUUGAAAGGGUUUAAAAGUCUAGAGUAUCUUUAAAGUUUGAUAACAUACAACUUGAACAGAUUGAUAAAAUUUUUCCCAAAAACAAUGACUCUAAGUCGGUUUGCACCAGCUUACCCAAAGUUAUUGGAUGCGUGGCAAUAGCUUGCUUUAGGGCUACAGAUGUUAACUUUUAACCGAACUUUGCUCUUUAGAAGCAAAACCGAUUAACUGGUUUUCAGCAAAGUAGGUGUUAUCUUUGGUGGGCAGUUUCAUGUCCGACUGUUUACUCUCGUUGGAGAUGGUUAUUGUGUAGUUACCUCGAAACUGAACAUUUACAAACGUGCCCAUUGUUAAAAUUAAAUUUCUCUUCUUAAUAUUGUACCUAGUAAUCUUAAAUUGAUUACAAUGGUUGAUUUUGACCAAGCAACCUAUGAACGUUAGUGAAAAGGUCUGAAAACUUAGCAUGAAAAAGAUUUCGACACUGCGUUAGCAGUAUAAAGGGGGUAAGUUUCUAAAGAAACUGUGGUGCUGCGUUGGUGGGAGAGUAUAGCAGGUAAUUUAGUGUCAACAAUUGUGCUGGGG